CGGCUAGAUGCCAUGGCAACCUCCACGAUAAGACCAACAGCUUGCUUCAUCGCUAUCAGCUAUAAAAGAACACCUACUUUCGCUGACUGACCAAGGGACGUCUCUGUCCGAAACUCAGGCAGCAUGAAGGUUCUCAUAGUGUGCGCACUGCUCGUGGCUGUGGCGCAAGGUCGCCUGAUGGUCCCGUCGUCUGUAAAGCCGUUGUCCGAAGAAAUGAUCAACUACAUUAACAACAUCAAUACAACGUGGAAGGCCGGCCGCAACUUCGACGAGAACGUUCCUUUCAGCUACAUCAAGGGGUUGAUGGGCGUCCAUCCCGACAGCAAGAACUACAGGCUGCCUCUGCACUUUCACGAUGAGAUCCCUGAUGAUCUGCCUGAAUCAUUCGACGCCCGUGAGAAAUGGUCCCACUGUGAUAGCAUCCACCUCAUCCGUGACCAAUCCACAUGCGGGUCUUGUUGGGCGUUCGGAGCCACUGAAGCCAUGUCCGACCGAAUUUGCAUCCACACCAAGGGCAAGGUGCAGGUGAACAUCUCGGCAGAGGACUUGCUCACAUGCUGCGACAGCUGCGGUUCCGGAUGCAAUGGCGGGUAUCCUGCUGCGGCCUGGCAGUUUUACAAGGACGAAGGCAUCGUUACCGGUGGCCUGUACGGCACCGAGGAUGGCUGUCAGCCUUACUACUUCCCGCCCUGCGAGCAUCACACCGUGGGACCACUGCCGCCGUGCACAGCAACCAAACCAACGCCAAAGUGCGUGCAAACCUGUCGAAAAGGCUACGAGAAGAGCUACACUGAGGACAAACACUUUGCUAGAAAGGUAUACUCAAUACGGAGCCGCGACGAGACCCAGAUCAAGACUGAAAUAUACAAGAACGGUCCUGUGGAAGCACUCUUCACUGUCUACGCAGACUUCCUGUCGUACAAGAGCGGCGUCUACCAGAGGCACAGCGAGGAGUCUGUGGGAGGUCACGCGAUUCGCAUAAUAGGGUGGGGCACUGAGAACGGCGUCCCGUACUGGCUUGCGACAAACUCCUGGAACGAGGACUGGGGAGACAAAGGCUACUUCAAGAUCCGCCGUGGAAAUGACGAAUGCGGAAUUGAGGAUCAGAUUGACGCCGGAAUUCCCAAGGAGCCCAAGUCAUAGUCAACAGAAUGGACGUGGCUUGUAAACAUUAAUAAAACGUCACGUUAUG
Molecule: messenger RNA, 1192 nt
Organism: Dermacentor silvarum
Lineage: Eukaryota; Metazoa; Arthropoda; Arachnida; Ixodida; Ixodidae
Product: cathepsin B-like
Exons: 8
Coding region: 124-1143 (339 amino acids)
Biological process (GO): regulation of catalytic activity
Cellular component (GO): lysosome
Molecular function (GO): cysteine-type endopeptidase activity
Source: RefSeq, a predicted model, not a curated record